AUGGCCAUCGACCCAGUCUUCGCCGGCUUUGUGUUCCUCCACAGCUUCACUGUAUUCGUGACCUUGGUCAGGUUCGGAUUGCGAAUCAAGACGAAGAGAACGUGGUGGGAUGACUUCUGGGCACUCAUGGCUGUCUUUGGAACCAUCCUCAUCAUCUGCAACUACUGUAUUCUGGGCACGUACGACCGAUCAAUAUUCUCUGCCUCUGCCCAGUCGUACUUUACGUGGUCCUCGUACAUGUUGAGCCCCACGACCCUCUGGAUGGCACGAACAUCGAUUCUCAUGACCAUUGUCUACAUCCUCCCCAAUGGCAUGAAUCGUCUGAUCACUCAGAUUUCCGCCAUCGUCUUCCUCCUCUUCUGGGUUGCACAUCUCCUCGCCAUCACAUUCAUGUGCGGCGUCCCCGUCCCAAGCAACCUUGUCUGCGAGAUCCCCAGGAAGACGACCGCCAUCUCCCUCACCUUCGAGCUCAUCUCAACCGCUUGGUUGAUGGCUUGGCCCGGGUACCUGCUCUACCGCCUGAAGCCCUCCGUCGCCCUCCGCAACUUCAUCAUCACCUGCGUCGUCACCGGUGCCGCCUUGACCGCUCUCGACAUCGGUCACGCCUACAACCUUACCAGGGCUGAGAAGACUGGUGCUAUUGCGCACUACAAGGCUCUCAACACCACUGGUAACCUCCAUGUCCUCGUUUCUCUCCUCGGAGCCAACGCCCUCGUGUUCGUCAGCCACUUCUUCCCCAUUCUCAACCUCGGCUCUGGGCAGAGUCAGGAUGGUCGUUCGAGCGAUAGCGGAUCCGUCAACUCUACCGACAAGGUGAAGGAAGCCUCUGCCCAAGUUUGA
Molecule: messenger RNA, 840 nt
Organism: Coprinopsis cinerea okayama7#130
Lineage: Eukaryota; Fungi; Basidiomycota; Agaricomycetes; Agaricales; Psathyrellaceae
Exons: 6
Coding region: 1-840 (279 amino acids)
Source: RefSeq, a predicted model, not a curated record